This is a messenger RNA of Lindgomyces ingoldianus, 966 nucleotides long. RefSeq lists its product as uncharacterized. Gene Ontology annotation, cellular component: peroxisomal matrix. Gene Ontology annotation, biological process: acyl-CoA metabolic process; fatty acid catabolic process. The record is from RefSeq and is a predicted model, not a curated record. The transcript has a single exon. Bases 1 to 966 code for a protein of 321 amino acids. Lineage: Eukaryota; Fungi; Ascomycota; Dothideomycetes; Pleosporales; Lindgomycetaceae. Gene Ontology annotation, molecular function: fatty acyl-CoA hydrolase activity.
AUGGAGACGUUAUCCUUCAAACCCACGCCUAAAGGAGCCACCAAGUUCGAAACUUCGCACCCUCCAGAGCGCAUGGGAAAUACAGCCAACAUCGCUUACGGCGGUUUUGCACUCGCCGUCGCUGUAAAAGGGGCAUAUCUCACGCUCCCAGAAAGCCCAACUUACUAUCUCUACUCAAUGUUAGGCAACUAUCUCGGCCCCGCACUCACAGACCGGCCACUGCGAUGCAGUAUAAAGAAUCUACGUCAAACACGAACAUUCGCUACCCGACUAGUCGAAGUCAGCCAAAUUUCGGACAACCAGGAAGAACGAAGCUGCCUCGUCGCACUCGCAGAUUUCCAAGUCCAAGGAGAAGCACUGUUAACGUAUUAUGCACCACCAUCGCGGAUAUACUCCUCCCACGCCAACCUUCCGGAAAACAACGUCUUACGCGCAGAAAUGGUGUCAUCGGGUAAAAUCCCGCAAUCCCUCGCGACUAGCUUUGAGAAAAGCUUCAGCGUCAUGAACCGGCUAUACGAAACGCGUCCAUGCCCAGAAGGCGUGUUCGCGCAAACCCUAAGUGGGAUGGCGAAAUCCCUUCCAACAACACAGGAUGGUCUCCCCCUGACCUCCAAGUCCACGGCCGACUGGGUGCGCUCGCGUCACGCACUUACCUCCCCAGAAGACCAGCUCGCGAAUCUCGCGUUUAUCAUGGAUGGAGCCCUUUCUUUUGUUCCGUUGAGUUUUGCGGGGAUGUGGUUGGAUGAUAGUAGCGCGUGUUCGAGUCUGGAUUUCGCAUUGAGGGUUUUUGGGAACUCGAUGGAGAUUGAUAUGCGAGAGUGGUGGUUGAGGGAAUUGAAAUCGUAUGUGGGUGCGGAGGGGAGAACGUAUAGUGAGGGGAGGUUGUUUGAUGAGGGGGGGAGGUGUGUGGCAAGUAUGACACAGCAGAGUAUUUUGAGGCCCUUGAGCGGGAAGGGGAAGCUUUAG